Messenger RNA from Cadophora gregata, 1197 nucleotides. RefSeq names its product translation initiation factor eIF4A (gene TIF1). Gene Ontology annotation, molecular function: RNA binding; ATP binding; RNA helicase activity. Bases 1 to 1197 code for a protein of 398 amino acids. The transcript has 5 exons. NCBI's taxonomy places the organism in Eukaryota, Fungi, Ascomycota, Leotiomycetes, Helotiales, Ploettnerulaceae. The record is from RefSeq and is a predicted model, not a curated record.
AUGGCUUCCACUGAUAAGGGUCUCGAGGAGAUCCCAGAGGGUCAAAUCGAGUCCAACUAUGACGAGACCGUCGACUCUUUCGAUGCUAUGGAGCUCAAGCCUGAACUCCUCCGAGGUGUCUACGCCUACGGUUUCGAGCGUCCUUCAGCUAUUCAACAGCGCGCCAUCUUGCCAGUCAUCGGUGGUCGCGAUGUCAUUGCUCAAGCCCAAUCUGGAACCGGAAAGACUGCCACUUUCUCUAUCUCCGUCCUCCAGAAGCUCGACCCCACCAUCAAGCAAUGCCAGGCCUUGAUCCUUGCCCCAACCCGUGAGUUGGCUCAACAAAUCCAAAAGGUCGUUGUUGCUAUCGGAGACUUCAUGAACAUUGAGUGCCACGCCUGCAUUGGUGGUACCAGCGUUCGUGAUGACAUGAAGGCUCUCCAGGAUGGUCCCCACAUCGUUGUCGGUACCCCAGGUCGUGUGCAGGACAUGAUCCAGCGCCGAUUCUUGAAGACCGACAGCAUGAAGAUGUUCGUACUUGAUGAGGCCGAUGAGAUGCUUUCCCGUGGUUUCACUGAGCAAAUCUACGACAUCUUCCAACUCCUUCCCCAAUCUACCCAGGUCGUUCUCCUUUCCGCCACCAUGCCCCAGGAUGUCCUCGAGGUCACUACCAAGUUCAUGCGCGACCCUGUCCGUAUCUUGGUCAAGAAGGCCGAGCUUACCCUUGAAGGUAUCAAGCAAUUCUACAUCGCCGUUGAGAAGGAAGAUUGGAAGUUGGACACCCUGUCCGAUCUCUACGAGACCGUCACUAUCACACAAGCCGUUAUCUUCUGCAACACCCGCCGGAAGGUCGACUGGCUUACCGACAAGCUUACGGCCCGUGAUUUCACCGUCUCGGCCAUGCACGGUGACAUGGACCAGGGUCAGCGUGACCUGAUUAUGAAGGAGUUCCGCUCUGGUUCUUCCCGUGUCCUGAUCGCCACUGAUCUUUUGGCCCGUGGUAUUGAUGUCCAACAAGUUUCCUUGGUCAUUAACUACGAUCUCCCCGCCAACCGUGAGAACUACAUCCACAGAAUCGGUCGUGGUGGUCGUUUCGGACGUAAGGGUGUUGCCAUCAACUUCGUUACCGCCGAGGAUGUUCGCAUGAUGAGAGAAAUCGAGCAAUUUUACAGCACUCAAAUCGAGGAGAUGCCAAUGAACGUUGCCGAUCUCAUUUAA